UUUUCUGCUUGACAGUUCACGUAACGUCGGAGAAGAUAACAUAAAACGUCAAGUGGAGUUCAUUAUCACUGUUGCUUCAACUCUCGAUUUCAAAAACAUCGGUGUUAUCGCCUAUGGCUCAGAUGCCCAUUAUCUGAUUAAACCGGGACAAGAAUCCAGCUUCUCCGACUUUUCACAUGUAUUACGAACGGCUAAUUAUUCCUUGGGAAAGUACAAGAACUUAGGAAAAGCAUUGAUCAAAUCGUCGGAAGAAGCAAAGUUUGAUGAUUCCAAGGUUUCAAUUGUCGUCGCUAUGAUCGCUGGGAAGGCUGAGGAUGAAUACGCAGUGCCUGCUGCAUUGCUUCAACAGAAUCACGUGACCAUCAUCGGUUUGGUUUUGGGAUCCAAUUACAGCUUAUCCCAGAUAAACCAUCUAGUUACAAAUCCCAACGAGGAGCAUAUAUUGAGGUCGGAGUUUGCUGAUCUGAAGCAUUUCGCUAGUACCACAAGAAGCGCUAUCUGCAAAGCGGCAAAUCCGUGUUCCAGCGCCGACUGCACAGAAUCAGAAAUUUGUGUGAACAAAUAUGGAGAGAAUGGAGGAUAUCAGUGCCUUCAAGAUUCUUGCUCUCUCAAUCCAUGCAAAAAUGGUGGCAACUGUUCGGCUGAUGGCAUUGGAAGAUACAACUGUACAUGUCCUCUGGGAAUUGGAGGAGAAAACUGCACAGAAGAUGUCCUGAAUGAGUGUGAUUCAGGGCCCUGCAUAAAUGGAGGAACGUGUAAUGAUCGUCUUGGAAAGUUUGAGUGCGAAUGUUCAAACGAUUACUCUGGACGACAAUGUGAACUAGGCAAGGAUUUUUGUGAAAUAUUUAACAUAAUUUGUUCAUUCGUCGUUUUGAAUUUUUUUUGUUUCUUGGACUUUUCGAAUCAGUUUUGUUGUCAAUGCCAUGUCAAUUGUCAGUGUCUCUCGCAAAGUCAAUGUGAAAGUCAAUGUCCAUCUUGUGUCAGACAAAAGUUCAACUUAGUCUUUGUAGUCGAUGGUUCUGGAAGCAUAGAAUCCCAAGGAAAAGGCAACUUCCAACGUUCCAAAGACUUCAUUAUUGAACUUGUGCGUUCCUUCAAGAUUGGGAAAAAGGACACAAACGUUGCUCUGGUAUUGUACUCAAAGAAAGCCAAUGUGGUGUUCGAUUUAGACAAAUAUGAUAAAGUUGACUACAUUGUGAAAGCAAUCGAUAAAAUGUCUUAUCCAGGUGAUUAUACAAAGACUGGUUAUGCGCUGGACAAAGUGCGCACAAAGGUUUUUAAGGGUCUUAAGAAGGACCGAAAAUCGCUACCAAAGGUUGUGUUGGUAUUGACAGAUGGUAUGUCACAAGAUGACGUGGCAGGCCCUGCUAAAAAGCUACGUGACGAGGGUGCGACUAUCAUCAGUCUAGGCGUUGGUUGUUGCUAUGACGACCAAGAAUUGAAAGAAAUGGCCUCUGAUCCAGACGAGGAGCACGUGUUUGAAGUGUCUUUUUCAGCUUUGAGCGAAAUUAAAGGUGUAGUGCGAGAACAGAUCUGUACUGCGAUCGACUUCUGCUAUAGUGAUCCGUGUCAAAAUGGUGGAAAGUGCGUCAGUCUGCUGAGUGACUUUCAAUGUGAUUGUACACCGGAAUGGGAAGGAAAAGAAUGUGAAUCUGGUUUGUAUUUACUAGGGAUGCUUCCGUAUCUGUGUUACACGUGGCGGUUAAGACAUGCCAAUAUAAUAAUUGCAUUUAGUAUAAAUCUACUAGCCGCCGACUGCACAGAAUCAGAAAUUUGUGUGAACAAAUAUGGAGAGAAUGGAGGAUAUCAGUGCCUUCAAGAUUCUUGCUCUCUCAAUCCAUGCAAAAAUGGUGGCAACUGUUCGGCUGAUGGCAUUGGAAGAUACAACUGUACAUGUCCUCUGGGAAUUGGAGGAGAAAACUGCACAGAAGAUGUCCUGAAUGAGUGUGAUUCAGGGCCCUGCAUAAAUGGAGGAACGUGUAAUGAUCGUCUUGGAAAGUUUGAGUGCGAAUGUUCAAACGAUUACUCUGGACGACAAUGUGAACUAGGCAAGGAUUUUUGUGAAAUAUUUAACAUAAUUUGUUCAUUCGUCGUUUUGAAUUUUUUUUGUUUCUUGGACUUUUCGUUUUCUUGUGUCAGACAAAAGUUCAACUUAGUCUUUGUAGUCGAUGGUUCUGGAAGCAUAGAAUCCCAAGGAAAAGGCAACUUCCAACGUUCCAAAGACUUCAUUAUUGAACUUGUGCGUUCCUUCAAGAUUGGGAAAAAGGACACAAACGUUGCUCUGGUAUUGUACUCAAAGAAAGCCAAUGUGGUGUUCGAUUUAGACAAAUAUGAUAAAGUUGACUACAUUGUGAAAGCAAUCGAUAAAAUGUCUUAUCCAGGUGAUUAUACAAAGACUGGUUAUGCGCUGGACAAAGUGCGCACAAAGGUUUUUAAGGGUCUUAAGAAGGACCGAAAAUCGCUACCAAAGGUUGUGUUGGUAUUGACAGAUGGUAUGUCACAAGAUGACGUGGCAGGCCCUGCUAAAAAGCUACGUGACGAGGGUGCGACUAUCAUCAGUCUAGGCGUUGGUUGUUGCUAUGACGACCAAGAAUUGAAAGAAAUGGCCUCUGAUCCAGACGAGGAGCACGUGUUUGAAGUGUCUUUUUCAGCUUUGAGCGAAAUUAAAGGUGUAGUGCGAGAACAGAUCUGUACUGCGAUCGACUUCUGCUAUAGUGAUCCGUGUCAAAAUGGUGGAAAGUGCGUCAGUCUGCUGAGUGACUUUCAAUGUGAUUGUACACCGGAAUGGGAAGGAAAAGAAUGUGAAUCUGAUGUCGAUGAAUGUGCAGCCGGUGUGACUCAUUGCUCCGAAAACCAAGUUUGUCAGAACUUUCCUGGAGGCUCGACAUGUCUGUGUUCAAGCAAUCGAUAUGGGGAAAAUUGCACCACGCAAUGCCAAUCUACCCAAGUUGAUGUGGCCUUCCUGUUGGACAGCUCUGGAAGCAUAGAAAGUUCUGGGGAGCAUAAUUACCAGAUCAUGAAAGACUUCAUCAAAGGGAUUGUCAGAUCGUUUGUAAUUGGUCCGGAUGACACGACAGUUGCUGUGGCAACAUUUUCCAGCAAGUCCAAGUUUAAGAUCCACUUUGAUUUUACAAAGUACACCACAACAGCAGACAUUGUUGAUGCUAUUCAAAAUAUCCCUUUUUAUGAUGGAUAUACUUAUACGGGUGAUGCCUUGAAUCAUCUAAGAACAGACCUCUUUCCACUGGCAAGGGCGGACGUCCCUCACAUCCUCAUUGUCCUUACUGACGGUCGCGCACGAGACAAAGUAAAAGACCCAGCAAAGCGUCUCCAUGACAUGGGAGUGCAUAUCAUUGCUGUUGGUGUUGGCGAUGCAGAUUAUAAGGAACUGGAGGAGAUUGCAAGCGACCCUGAUGAUGAGAAUGUCUUUACCACAAGUUUUGAUUCAAUUGUAAAUCUUGCUGGUUCUAUCCUCGAGGACGUUUGUAAAGUGGUUGAUCAUUGUUUUGGAAGCCCCUGCAGAAAUAACGGCACAUGUUAUAAUGCCUUGAAUGACUACAACUGCACAUGCCCGGCGGGUUUUUCAGGAAAAAGCUGCGAGGUUAGGAACCACUGUUACGUUAGUCCCUGUCAGAACAACGGAACCUGUCACAAUCUUCCUGACAGCUACACAUGUGAUUGUCCUGUAGGAUCUUCAGGGCUAAACUGCGAAGGUAAGUCGCUUGUGAAUUUGGGUCGGGUUUCAUUUUCCAUGCACGAUAAGCCUUGCCUUGUCGUUAUUAAUGAGAGAGAAUCACUCGGUCACGCAGCCUCCUCUGAAGAUAUAUCUAUGGUACGUAAAAUAGUGAUAGACUGUUUUGCUGUGUUUUCAGUCAUAGAUUACUGCUUCAACUCACCGUGUCAAAAUGAUGGAACAUGCCAUAAUCUCGCAGAUAACUACACUUGUGACUGCCCUGAUCAAUAUACGGGACAUAGCUGCGAAGAAAUGGACCAUUGCUAUGAUGGUCCAUGCCAAAACAAUGGAACAUGCCACAAUCAUUUGGAAAACUACACUUGUACUUGUCUUGAGGAAUUUACAGGACCAAACUGUGAAGUAAGGAAUCAUUGCCAAAGCAUCCCCUGCCAAAACAAUGGAACGUGUCACAAUCUUCCAGACAGCUACAGAUGUGAUUGUCCUGCGGGAUCCUCGGGGCUGAACUGUGAAGUGAUGGAUUAUUGCUUCAACUCGCCUUGCCAAAACAAUGGAACAUGCCUCAGUCUGUCCGAUAACUACACAUGUGACUGUCCCGAUCAGUUCAUAGGACAUAACUGUGAAGUGAUGGAUUAUUGUUUCAACUCUUCCUGCCAAAACAAUGGAACAUGUCACAGUCUUGCCGACAAUUACACAUGUGACUGUCCUGAUCAAUUUGCAGGAAACAACUGUGAAGUGAUCAAUUAUUGCGUCAACUCACCUUGCCAAAAUAAUGGAACAUGCCUUAGUCUCUCGGAUAACUACACAUGUGACUGUCCUGAUCAAUUUACAGGACAGAACUGUGAAGUCAUGGACCAUUGCUACAACAGUCCUUGCAAAAAUAAUGGAACAUGUCACAAUCUCUCGGAUAACUAUACUUGUGACUGCCCCAUGGAGUUUACAGGCCAUAACUGUGGAGGUUUGUCUUAUACUUUUAGAAACGAAAUCCAUAACUACCUACCUUCUUUAUCUCUACCACCUUUUCAGAUGGACUAUUGCUAUAUCUCUCCUUGCCAAAACAAUGGAACAUGCCACAAUUUCGCGGAUAACUACACAUGUGACUGCCCCGAACAGUUUACAGGAGACAACUGUGAAGUCAGGAAUCAUUGCCAAAGCAGCCCCUGCGAAAACAAUGGAACCUGUCAAAAUCUCCCAGACAGGUACUCUUGUGAUUGUCCUGCGGGAUCUUCAGGGCUUAACUGCGAAGCUAUGGAUUAUUGCUACAAUUCUCCAUGUGAAAAUAAUGGAACAUGCCACAGUCUCCCGGAUAACUACACAUGUGAUUGCCCAGCAGAAUUUAAAGGACAUAAUUGUGAAGUGAUGGACCAUUGCUAUGAUAGUCCUUGCCAAAACAAUGGAACAUGUCACAACCAGGUGGAAAACUACACUUGCUCUUCACUCGACCCAUGCUCCAGUAAUCCAUGUCAAAACGGCACGUGCAAUUCCUUGAGCAGCGAUUACACAUGUACCUGUUAUGCAGGUUAUUCAGGAAUGAAUUGCGACAAAGGUUUGCAAACGUUUAUACUCACAUGUAUUACAAUAAACGGAAAUUAUAUAUGCGAUGAUCCUUGCAAUCCAGAUCCUUGCAAGAAUGCUGCUACAUGUCAAGUUUUGCCACUUAACUCUUAUUACUGCGCCUGCCCUGCGGGGUGGACUGGGGCUAACUGCGAAGAAGAUAUCAAGGAAUGUUCAUUGCCUUACAUUUGUCAAAACGGAGGAACUUGUGAAGAGAGAUUGGGCGACUAUUAUUGCAAUUGUUCAUUGGGAUAUGCAGGGAAAAAUUGUGAUAAAGGUACGGUAAAGUUUUAUGCUUUGUAUUAA
Orbicella faveolata is the source of this 5551-nucleotide messenger RNA. RefSeq lists its product as uncharacterized. The record is from RefSeq and is a predicted model, not a curated record. Gene Ontology annotation, molecular function: calcium ion binding. Lineage: Eukaryota; Metazoa; Cnidaria; Anthozoa; Scleractinia; Merulinidae.